This is a messenger RNA of Misgurnus anguillicaudatus (oriental weatherfish), 2495 nucleotides long. Its product is annotated as protocadherin alpha-2-like. NCBI's taxonomy places the organism in Eukaryota, Metazoa, Chordata, Actinopteri, Cypriniformes, Cobitidae. The record is from RefSeq and is a predicted model, not a curated record. Gene Ontology annotation, biological process: homophilic cell-cell adhesion. Gene Ontology annotation, cellular component: plasma membrane. Gene Ontology annotation, molecular function: calcium ion binding.
AUACGUUUAAAGCGCUGUUCCUGUUUAUCGUAUCUUACCACUUUUUAAAGACCGUUGCUCCGUAAUGUUCUUAAUAACAGAGAUAAUUAAUAGCUCGUGAUUCAUGUAAAAAUAUUUCCUGUUCUAUUAUUCAAAUGUUAAUAUUUGCGAUGGAAGCCGGAGGACAAUGGAAUAGGCGGCCGUGGAUUACUCUCUUUUUUCUCUUGUGCUUCGAGAAGCUGGUGACAGCGCAGAUAAAAUACAGUGUCCCGGAAGAGGUAAAAGAAGGAUCUUUUGUGGGAAAUAUUGCAAAGGAUUUAAACCUUGAUAUCAGUAAUUUGGGGCACCGACGGUUCCGUGUAGUUUCUGGAUCUGAUGACGCUCUCCUCCAGGUAAAUCAGAACAAUGGCGAAUUGUAUGUCAGAAAGAGAAUCGACCGAGAGCAACUUUGCGAUGGAAACGCUGUUUGUUCGAUAAGUUUAAAAUGCGUUGUUGAAAACCCACUGGAGGUGCAUUACAUAGAGGUGGAAAUAACCGAUGUAAAUGAUAAUCCGCCAAUUUUCCCUCGAUCUGAGCAGCAAUUUGAAAUAGCCGAGCACACGCCUUUGGGGACACGCUUUCAAGUGCAGACAGCCAGAGACCCUGAUCUGGGAAUGAACGCUGUUCGAUUCUAUAAAUUAGGUCAGAAUGAAUUAUUUGAUAUCGACGUUAGAGAAAGGCAAGAAUCUAAAAUACCAUUUUUGGUUUUAAAGAAAGCGCUAGACAGAGAGAGACAAAACAAGCAUAGACUCGUGCUGACUGCGACUGAUGGAGGAAAUCCACCGAAGUCAGGCACUCUCAGCAUCACCGUUAUUGUCCUGGAUAUAAAUGAUAAUCGUCCCGUCUUUACUCGAGACUCCUAUUCCACAACACUCCAAGAAAAUGUGCCUCUGGGCACUGUCAUUAUUACGAUUAACGCAACCGAUUUAGACGAUGGAAUGAAUGGUGAAAUUGAAUACUCAUUAGGCGAAAAUGUGGACGGACAAGUACGCGAUCUCUUUAUGCUUAACAAGGUCACAGGUGAGUUAGAGGUUAGAGGGAAAAUCGACUUUGAAGACACAGAUGUUUUUAAAUUAGAUGUCCAAGCAUCUGAUAAAGGCCAGCCUCCGCUGAUAGCUGAAGCGGAGCUCAGUAUUAAAGUUAUAGAUGUUAAUGACAACUCUCCUGAAAUUGAGAUAACAUCACUUUCCAGUGUAAUUUCUGAAAAUGCAAAUCCUGGAACAGCUGUAGCUUUAAUCAGUGUUUCAGACAAAGAUUCUGGCGUUAACGGGAAAGUAAUUUGCACAUUGCCCGAAAAUGUACCAUUUGAGUUAAAAUCAUCAUUUAAACAGAACAUGUAUUCUUUAGUAAUAAAGGGGCGUCUGGAUAGAGAAGAAACCUCAAGAUACGAAAUCACUAUAACAGCAACUGAUUUAGGACAGCCACCUCUUUCAUCUUCUAAAACAUUAAAUAUACAAGUUUCUGAUGUAAAUGAUAACUCACCAGAAUUUAGCCAAAAUGUUUUUGAGCUAUAUUUACCCGAAAACAACGCCCCUGGUGGUUCUGUAUUCUCAAUUACUGCCUUGGACAAAGACUUAAAUGAGAAUGCGGCAAUAGUAUAUAACAUAAAUCAGGGUGAUGUGUCAUCCUUUCUAAACAUUAAUUCAGAAACCGGAACUAUUUAUGCACUAAAAAGUUUUGAUUUUGAAACCGCAAAAACUUUCCAUUUUCAAGUUGUUGCCUCAGACUCGGGAAGCCCCCCACUUAGUAACAAUGUGACAGUGAACAUGUUUAUUCUGGAUCAGAACGACAAUAUUCCAGUGAUUUUAUAUCCAGUGAGCGCUAACGGUUCUGCUGAGGGUGUGGAGGAGAUUCCCCGCAAUGUGAACGCAGGUCAUUUGGUGACUAAAGUCAGAGCCUAUGACGCAGAUAUAGGAUACAACGGCUGGUUAUUAUUUUCACUACAGGAAGUUAGUGAUCACAGCCUGUUUGGUUUGGACCGCUAUACAGGACAAAUAAGGACCCUUCGCUCAUUCACAGAAACAGACGACGCACAACAUAAACUGGUCAUACUGGUGAAAGACAAUGGGAACGUUUCUCUCUCAGCAACAGCGACUGUGAUUGUGAAAGUUGUGGAGCCCAAAGAGGCUUUUGCAGCUUCUGAUGUUACAAACGCAGUGAAAGACGAAGAGGAAAACAACGUGACGUUUUAUUUGAUCAUCACAUUGGGUUCUGUGUCAGUGCUUUUUAUCAUCAGUAUCAUCGUGUUGAUUGUAAUGCAGUGCUCGAAAUCGUCAGACUAUUCGUCCAAGUAUUUACAAGAUGCGAAUUACGACGGGACUCUGUGUCACAGCAUUCAGUACAGAUCUGGAGACAAACGGUACAUGCUAGUUGGACCCAGAAUGAGUGUCGGUUCUACUCUAGCACCUGGCAGUAAUAGGAAUACUCUAGUGAUACCAGAUCGCAGGAGGAGAGAUUCUGGAGAGGUAAGACUUUGA